Molecule: messenger RNA, 6617 nt
Organism: Mugil cephalus (flathead mullet)
Lineage: Eukaryota; Metazoa; Chordata; Actinopteri; Mugiliformes; Mugilidae
Product: glutathione hydrolase 7
Exons: 16
Coding region: 2955-4991 (678 amino acids)
Biological process (GO): glutathione catabolic process
Cellular component (GO): plasma membrane
Molecular function (GO): glutathione gamma-glutamate hydrolase
Source: RefSeq, a predicted model, not a curated record
UCCCUGCAUGACUGUUAUAUUGUCCAGUUUAUGACGGAAAAGUCAACUGUAUGAGCAUUUUGGACUUUGUGUUGCUGUUAAACUGCAUUGAAUUAAUCACCUAAGUGUACAUACAAUGCUACUAACCACAGCCUCCAAAAUGAAAACAAACUUGAAGCUCUCUCAGUUAUUUUAAACAAAUGUUUAAUACCAUAACCUUCAUGCAGAUAAGAUUUAGUGCAGGGCUGUCAAAUUAGAAGAGAUUUGAAUAGAUAAUAGUUUUCAUCAGUGUACCUAAUGGACUGGCAAGUGAGUGUAUAUAAGCAGCAUUUCAGCGGUCAAUUUCAAUUAAUUUUGAUACAUUUAGAUACUUAAAGUUAAAUAAUGUAUCAGGUAUCAACUACGUUUUGCUUAUACAUAUCUAUAUAUAUUAAGAAACAUCUAAUAGAUCUAAUAGAUGCAGUAAUUCACCAGCGCCACGGCGAGACUAGUGGUUCAAAAGGGUAUAUAUAUAUAUAUAAAAGUAGCUUCAAACUGUAAUGUCCAGUAUAUUCUGUAUUACGGCAAGAAAAAAGAAGAAGUAAACUGGUGGGUGUGGUAACAGUAUGUAAGUACAGUCUGUGUAUUGAAUGUGGGAGGGGUGCUAUCAAGUAACAUACAGUAGGCGUAAAUUAGUUUAGACAGGAAACUCGACAGCAGCAGAAGUUAUUAAGUGAGAAAACUAUCAAAAGGCAUGAAUCAUACAGUGGCCCUCCUGUCCAUGGGUUUGAACAUUCAAUCAAGUGUUUUCUCUUAUUUUUUUUAAUAUGUUUCAUAAUUUAAAGUCACAAUCAUUUGAUGAAAAUGCUAUCCAAAGUUCAAAUGCCAGUCACAUCUCAGCAUCAGCUGUUCAGAGGAGCCUGCAUGAAUCGGGACUUUACACUUGAAAUACUGCAAAGAAACGCAGUGGAUGACUCCAAAUGGGAUAUUUGUCCUUCCAGCUGUGUUUGUGAGAACGCGUGGCACACCACCAUCCCAUCUGGUUUGUGUUUAAUAGGACCACCAUUUUGUGGCUGGACAGGACAACAGUAGCACAAAACAAACUUUCAGGCUCCAUAAGGGCUGUUUGAGCAUGGAGGAGCGUGAUGCUGCGCAUUAGUGCACUUUUUAAAGGCCAGAUUCUCCAGACACGGAGUGCAGGAAGCAAUACUGUGGGCUUUUUAUGAGUUGGUAGUGGCAGCAUCUCAGCGGCAGACAAAAAGAGCCUGAACAGACUGGAGAAGAAGGCUGGCUCUGUUCUGGGCUGCCCUCUUGAGCCUGAGGAGGUGGUGGGUGAUCGGAGGAUGAUAGCAAAGCUGUCAUCCCUGAUGGAAAACCGCUCCCGCCCCCUUCAUAGCACCGUAAGAGCAGUGGGCAGCGCCUUCAGCAGUCAACUGCUCCACCCGCGCUGUGCGCAGGAGCGUUACCGUAGGCCCUUCCUUCCUGCUGUUGUGAGGCUGUAAACAAACAUGUACAACAUCUAUUGCAUUUAGUUUUCUAGUGUGCUGUCCUUUAAACAGUAUGCUGCUGCAACACUGCCCAUUUUCCUACUGUGGGAUAAGGACCGUCUUAUUUUAUCUCAUCUUAUACACCACUGUUUAGGAUGCUUGCCAUAAAAGACGCUGAUAGCACUGCUUUGUUGUAGUUAUUCAGUCAUUUUCUUUUAUUUCAUAUCCUGAUCAGCCUUUGUGCAGAUGUUCAGCCUUUAAAUGCUACAUUACCUGUGAGGUGGAUGCUGUAACGCUGCAAUUUCCCUUUGUCCUCAGUGAGGUAACUGUAAAAUGUGUCUUUGUCAAGAAAAUGUCAACUGAGUACAGUGAGUUUGUCUCCUCAGAGAGGAUACCCCUGAAUUUGAUUGAUGGAUUUUGACAUUUACAUCUACAUUUAAGUAGGAGAACAGCUCAUCUGUCAGGUUGGAAAUGAAAACCACUUGUCAGAUGGGCAGGUGUGUCUUACCUUGGCAAAUCUAGUUCAAGAAUUUUAAGAAUUUACCACUGACGGAUGUCAUCACAGCUGCGCAUUGACAUUUGAGACUCCCGUAGUCCUCCGCCAGAGAAACCACAAAGCAAUAAGGCCUCAGGGGAGGGACUGUAAAUUGAACACAUUUCUACACAUCCGUGGUAACCCGUUCAUCCACUCCGUCCAGUUCGCUUGAGGGAGGAUUUUAGUUUCCUGCGUGGCCGAAGAUAAGAUGUGAUUUGAGCCUCGACGCCAUCGGGAAGCGCGUUUGUCAUUGGUACGUGGAUGCACAACAAUAAUAAAAACCGAUUGGGAAUGUGCGUAGGUUAAACAAUGUAACACUUAAUUUAAAGCGAGGCUCCGGAUUGUGUUUGCUGUUAAAGCCGAAUUCACAACCACCGGUAUUUGCGCAGAUUCUUCAUAGCUGUGUGUUCGACAAGUCAUACCGGUUGUCCCGACAUGAAGCCAUCUUCUCAGAAGCUGCUGCGCUUUCGCUGAACAGACGAAGGAGGAGGAAGAAGAGGAGUGGGAGGAGGACACCGGCCGGCUCACCUGCGCUGCUUUAACGAUCCCAAAUAGCACCUCCAACUGUGAAUUUUAUUCGACUGCAUGCGUUUUACGACGACGGUGGCAGAAAAUGCACCAUCAUCGGAGCUACACUGUGUCCUGGCCUGUCUUAAGUAGAGCCCGAAGAGAAGCAGCUGCAGUGAUCUUGUAGCGAGGGAGUCAGUAUUAAAAAGGAAAACUAUAUAUCUUCUCCUGGAGAGCUGUGAUUAAUCGGGAUAUAAAGAAAGGUCUAAUAGAUGCGGUAAUUCACCAGCGCCACGGCGAGACUAGUGGUUCAUAAAGGUAUAAUCACAGAGAUUUCUUUUUACCUGGGUGACUGUAUUGUGGUUUGCAAUCUCCAAAAAAGGAAGCGGAUGUGAGUGGAAAUAUGGACAUGCAGCCCUAACCGACGCCUUCACACCACGAAGAUAACUGCAGGAUCAACAGUAGUCAUGCAUAACUCUGCCCCGGAAAUCAUGGCAGGGUACCCGAGUGGAAGCUCGCUGGAUAAAGAUGUUAAUCCGGAGACAAACUUGGGGAGUGCCUACUCUCCAGUGGACUACAUGAGCAUAACCAGCUUCCCCAGGCUGCCGGAGGAUGAUGUGAUGUCUGGGGAAAACACCAUGAAAUCUCGCAAGGAUGAUGACAAUGUCCUGAGUGAGCAAGAUACAGACCCAGAUCUGUUUCUGAAGUCGGCUCGCCUCCAGCGUCUCCCCUCCUCAGCUUCAGACCUGGCUAGUCAAGAUGUUGUGUCACUGCGGGAGACUCCCUCAGACCCCUUUACAGAAGGCUGUGCCUGCCAGCGAGAUGGACUGACGGUCAUCAUCACAGCUUGUCUCACUUUUGCUACGGGGGUCACUGUGGCUCUCAUCAUGCAGAUCUACUUUGGAGACCCACAGGUGUUUAACCAAGGAGCAGUGGUGACAGAUGUGGCUCAGUGUACGUCUCUUGGGUUUGACGUUCUGGGAAAGCAGGGUUCCAGUGUGGAUGCUGCUAUUGCUGCUGCGCUCUGUUUGGGAAUUGUCCACCCUCACACCUCUGGUAUAGGAGGCGGCGGAGUUAUGUUGGUGCACAACAUCCGUAAGAACGAGACGAGGGUCAUCGACUUCAGAGAGACGGCACCGGCUGGCAUCCGUGAGGAGAUGCUUCUGACGAACCUUGAUCUCAGUCCAGGCCUGCUCGUGGGGGUGCCAGGCAUGCUCAGUGGGAUGCAUCAGGCGCACCAGCUCUAUGGCAGGAUGUCAUGGAAGGAUGUGGUUACCAUGGCAGCAGAUGUGGCCAGAGAUGGAUUUAAUGUUACUCAUGACUUGGCCGAAGCUCUGGAAAAGGUUGAGAACCAAAACAUAUCAGAUGCGUUUCGGGAUCUGUUCCUCCCCAACGGCCAGGCUCCCCUUUCUGGACUGUUCACCAGACGCCUUGAUUUAGCAGCCAUUUUGGAUGCCGUCGCCGUUAAAGGGAUAUCCGAGUUCUACAGUGGAAAACUGGCCCAGGAAAUGGCAACUGCAGUGCAAGAAAGAGGUGGAUGGCUCACAGAGGAGGACUUUGGAAACUACAGCACGGUCCUGCAAGAGCCGGCAGAGAUCACCUAUCAGGGUCACCAUGUGAUGGCCGCCCCAGCCCCUCAUGCAGGCGUUGCUUUGAUCACUGCCCUCAACAUCCUUGAAGGCUACAACAUUACAAGCCAGGUGCCCAGGAACAGCACCUACCACUGGAUAGCAGAGGCUGUGAAGAUAGCUCUUGGCCUGGCUAGUGAACUGGGGGACCCCAUGUUUGACACUGCUGUCUCAGAGCUCGUCUCCAAGAUGCUAAAUAAAUCACAGGCUUCCCUGCUCCGCCAGAUGAUCAACGACUCUCAGGCAUUCCCUGUCAACCAUUACACCACACCCUUUACCUUGGGGAACAGCGCAGUCGCUGCCCAGGUCAUGGUCAUGGGCCCAGAUGACCACAUUGUGUCGGUCAUGAGCUCACUCAACAGACCUUUCGGCAGCAGGAUAGUGACGCCUUCAGGAAUCCUUUUGAAUAGCCAGAUCCUGGACUUCUCUUGGCCUAAUAAGACACUCAACUCAUCACAUAAUCCGCAUAACAGCCUCCAGCCUGGGAAAAGACCCAUGUCCUUCCUGAUGCCCACAGCAGUGAGGCCAGCUGUGGGGUUAUGUGGCACGUAUGUAGCCGUGGGAUCUUCUAACGGAGAGAAAGCUCUCAGUGGGAUCACGCAGGUGCUGAUGAAUGUUUUGUCUUCACGUAAAAACAUGAGCGACAGUUUGGCGUACGGGAGGCUUCACCCUCAGCUAGAGCCAGACACUCUCCUGGUGGACUCUAAGUUUUUAGAUGAAGACGUGGAGCUGCUCCAGGCCAAGGGGCACAAAGUUGAGAGGAGAGAAGUUCUCUCAUUGGUGGAGGGCACCAGGCGAACUAAUGACCUCAUCAUCGGGGUGAAGGACCCCCGUAGUGCUGAUGCUUCCGCCCUUACUAUGUCCACCAUGCCUUAGUGUACCCUCACUCUCGUAGAAGGGUUAAGACUAACACUGUAUAAUGGUUAGCAAGAGAGUAAGGAGGCCACUGAUCCAACUAAUACACUCAACUAAAUGUCUCCCACGUCGUAACAGCAAACAAAAAGACAUGCAGCUUCUGUGGAGAUUAGGUUUUAGGAAUCUGAUAGGGUUCCUCUAAUAGAUGAUGUAUUUGCACGCACAGAAUAGGAUCACCAUUUCACAUGCCCAUUAUGGCUUUCCCCCCUCUCUCUCAGCCUCAAGCUAUAUUCCGUCCCACUGCACAUAUUGUUGAUAAUGUAUAUCCAUCCCCUUAAUGGCAUCAUAGUAUGCACUCUGUAAUAUGCAGAGCAAAGUGUAAGGCGUGUUUAUUAAUUAAUGUUAUGCCUUCCAGUUCCACUUAGGAAAAGGAUAAACUUAGGAGGUUUACAGGGAGUGAUUUAAAUGAGUUGACAUGGGGAAAAAGAAAAUAGAAAAUGGUAAAGGGACAUGGUCUUGAUUUCACAAUGUUGAGGGUGGUGGAUAGUUUUUGAAACCUGUGAGAUACUGAGCAGGAUGUUUAUGUUGCACUCUGAGUUUGCGAUCAGGAAAGCCUGUGGCAAAUUGAUUCCGAAUACUCCUUGCGAAUUCCUUGCAUGAAAAAAUGUGGAUCCCACACCAGGACGUCACACCAUUUACAGCACGUGCAUGGUGUACAGUUCAUUUGAGCCACCUUUCUGCUUUUAAACUCUGCAUUCCACCGUUACUCCAACACACAAGUUCAUGUAUGAUGUUUAAAAGUAAUUGGCAUUGUCACCGGAACAAGAUUGUCCUGAACUGAACACAGAGGCUAAACUAUUUACUUCCUUGCUCUUUAUAUGGCGUGCAACUGUGAUUAGACGUUGUUUGGUACAAUAUCGGAGCUUUAACUGUUGCAUUCAAUCAGUGGCACCUUGGGACCAUGUUAACACUUGACUGACACAAAAUAUGUCAUCCAUUAAUGUGAUAAGACCGUCACCUCUCAAUUGAUUUCCUACGGCAAGAUCAUUUUAUUCAGUUUAACAGGUGUAAUAUAUCAGUAAUUGUAGAUUAAGUGUAUUUUAAUGUAUAAUUUAUUAAAGUAGAGCAUGAUUUUAUUUUCAUUUUGAGUUUGUGGCUGUUAUGUUUUUUUUUGUUUGUUUUUUUUUUGUUUUUUUUUUAGAACUGGGUUUACUUGUAUUAAACAUGGAAGUAAUCGGAUUCUUUAGAAAUAGAUUGAAUGUAAUGUAUAUUUUUAUAUGGACAUUUGUUGGGCUGUAUACAUUAUUUCUACUACUGUAACAGAUUUAUUUUUGUGUCGUCUUGUGUAAUUAUAUUAUUGUAGUACAUUUGACGUAAGAAUCAAUGGCUUUCGUAAAGCACCAAAUGGUUUAAUUUAAUUUAAGAAUGGACAGUGCUGACUGAUCAAACUAAUUCUUUACAUUAUUGUCUGUUUUGUUAGGUACCAGUACAAUAUGACAGUUGAUGCUUGUCUCCUGUACUGUGGAGUACCAUGCCUUACAGGCACGUUUGCACAACACCUCAUCUUUGAUUCCAUUGUGAAGUUUUAUCUGAUUUUAAUAAAAAUCAGCACUGUUGAAAUCCAAGGAAUAAAAUGUUUGCACACAA